Hirundo rustica (Barn swallow) is the source of this 936-nucleotide messenger RNA. RefSeq names its product taste receptor type 2 member 40-like. The transcript has a single exon. The coding region runs from base 1 to 936 and encodes 311 amino acids. Gene Ontology annotation, biological process: detection of chemical stimulus involved in sensory perception of bitter taste; G protein-coupled receptor signaling pathway; sensory perception of taste. The record is from RefSeq and is a predicted model, not a curated record. Gene Ontology annotation, cellular component: membrane. NCBI's taxonomy places the organism in Eukaryota, Metazoa, Chordata, Aves, Passeriformes, Hirundinidae. Gene Ontology annotation, molecular function: G protein-coupled receptor activity; bitter taste receptor activity.
AUGAUGCCAUCUUUUGCUCUCCUUUGUCUAUCAAUUGCUAUAAUUGAAUCCAUGGCAGGAAUUCUAGGAACUGGAAUAAUCUUGGCUGUGUGUUCAUCAAGCUGCAUUAGGAGCAAAACAUGGUCCCCAUAUGAUAUGAUCAUGGUCUCGGUGAGUUCAUCUAGAUUCAUUUUGCAGUCAUGGACUACACUGGAUUUCUCAAUGAAUAUAUUUUAUGAACCCAUCUUUGAAACCGAAAAUUGGACUGCACCUGCUAAGAUAAUUUUUACGUUUCUGAACUACUCCAGCCUCUGGUUUGGAGCCUGGCUUAAUGUCUUCUACUGUAUCAAGGUUACCAGAUUUACACAGCCUUUCUUCACCUGGCUGAAGCAAAGAUUUGCCAGGCUGGUGCCCUGGAUGCUGCUCACAUCAUGCCUCUGCUCCAUCACAGCUGCAAUUCCCUUCGCCUGGGACAUCUACGGUGGGCACAACAACUUCACUGCUCCUUCAUCCCUGACAAACGCUUCAGCAAUGAGAACCACAAGGAAAGACACUUUGAGCAUAUUAAUUCUUCUCUCUAAUGCUGGUAUAGGUGUACCUUUAAUACUGUCUGUUGCUUCAAGUGUUCUGCUGAUUUGGUCUCUCUGGAUACACACCAGACGGAUGCAAAAUAAUGCAAGUGGCUCCAGGGAUCCCAGCUUAGAGGCACAUAUCAAUGCCAUCAAGUCAGUCUGUUCCUUCCUCAUCCUUUACAUUAUAUAUUUUACAUGCGUGCUUGUCAUUGUAUUCAGUGUCUUUUCACCUUUAAGCAAUGGAGACUCGAUCUGUGUAGUUUUAAUGGCUGCCUGUCCUACAGGACACACAUUGGUUUUAAUUUGGAGCAAUCCAAAAUUUCGAGAGCUGCCAGCUCGGAUUUGGCAUCGCACUAACUGUCACGUGAGAACUGCAUCCAUGUAA